Chanos chanos (milkfish) is the source of this 1636-nucleotide messenger RNA. RefSeq names its product SEC13 homolog, nuclear pore and COPII coat complex component (gene sec13). The transcript is spliced from 9 exons. The record is from RefSeq and is a predicted model, not a curated record. Bases 131 to 1093 code for a protein of 320 amino acids. Gene Ontology annotation, molecular function: structural molecule activity; protein binding. Lineage: Eukaryota; Metazoa; Chordata; Actinopteri; Gonorynchiformes; Chanidae. Gene Ontology annotation, biological process: COPII-coated vesicle budding; protein import into nucleus; positive regulation of TOR signaling. Gene Ontology annotation, cellular component: COPII vesicle coat; nuclear pore outer ring.
UAAAGAGCGGUCGUGUUGCCACGUCGAAAACAUUAGAAACUGGCAGUUUCAUUGAAAGUGUCAGAGAGGGUUAGGGAGGUAUUGUAAAAGUAUUUUUAUCAACAGCGGGAAGUUAUCGUAACAUUCAGAUAUGGUAUCUGUUAUAAACACCGUCGAUACCUCUCACGAGGACAUGAUCCAUGAUGCUCAGAUGGACUAUUAUGGCACGAGACUCGCCACCUGCUCGUCGGACCGUUCUGUUAAGAUCUUUGAUGUUAAAAAUGGAGGCCAGAUCCUUGUGGCUGAUUUGAGAGGGCACGAAGGUCCGGUUUGGCAAGUGGCCUGGGCUCAUCCCAUGUACGGCAACAUUUUGGCCUCCUGUUCAUACGACAGGAAAGUCAUCAUUUGGAAAGAGGAGAAUGGGACCUGGGAUAAGAUGUAUGAAUAUACAGGCCAUGAGUCCUCAGUAAACUCUGUGUGUUGGGGACCCUAUGACUACGGCUUGAUUUUGGCCUGUGGGAGCUCAGAUGGAGCUAUUUCAUUAAUAACUUCCACUGGAGAUGAGCAAUGGGACAUCAAGAAGAUCAGCAAUGCGCACACUAUUGGCUGUAAUGCAGUGAGUUGGGCUCCAGCUGUUCUCCCCGGUAGUCUCAUUGAUCAGCCCUCGGGACAGAAACCCAACUAUAUCAAGAGAUUUGCGUCUGGCGGUUGCGAUAAUCUGGUCAAGAUUUGGAAAGAGGAGGAUGGCCAAUGGAAAGAGGAUCAGAAACUGGAAGCUCACAGUGAUUGGGUGAGAGAUGUUGGCUGGGCUCCAUCCAUAGGAUUGCCCACAAGCACCAUUGCCAGCUGUUCUCAGGAUGGCAGGGUUUUUAUCUGGACGUGUGAUGACCCCGCGGGAAACACUUGGACUGCCAAGCUUCUACACAAAUUCAACGACGUUGUUUGGCAUGUGAGCUGGUCCAUCACUGGAAACAUCUUGGCUGUGUCAGGAGGCGACAACAAGGUGACACUCUGGAAGGAGUCUGUUGACGGACAGUGGGCUUGCAUCAGUGACGUCAACAAAGGCCAAGGGGCUGUUUCCUCCAUCACAGAGGGGCAGCAGAAUGAGCAGUAAGCCUGGGACAUCAAGACUUCUUUCACCUAGUGCCUCCCUCACCCCUGCCGAGACAAAGGAACGUGAAGUCCAUCAGCGGAGGCUCAAAGACUUUAACACGACAUCUAUGUCUCACUCCACAAAUUUCAUGAAAACAUGGUUACUUGACCAAUCCGAAAUGCCCUUAUAUUUGCCGUAUUCCCUUGAUUUUUUUUUUCUUUUGGAAAGGAGGGCAUAUAUGAAGAGUUAGUUCAGGAGCUGAUGAAGUCGUGUCUGCAAAAAAUCUCUCCUUUUGUAUAUCAAGGCAUCAAUAAAUAACGUUAUGAAUUGCAGACAAAGUAUGUGAUACUUAUUACAGCAACAGUAAGUGACAAUGAAUUUAAAAAAGUAUUUUAAAAGGAAUGUUUCACUGUCUGAAAGAUUAUUGAUACAGCCAAAAUUCAAUCUGUAGUACCCUCUAGCAUCUCUUAUGUUUUUUUUUUGUUGUUGUUGUUUUUUUAAGAUACUAAACCAUUUGUGAUUGACCGUGAAAACAGUAAUUAAAACAUUACGAUUUAUACAUUU